Striga hermonthica is the source of this 1068-nucleotide messenger RNA. NCBI's taxonomy places the organism in Eukaryota, Viridiplantae, Streptophyta, Magnoliopsida, Lamiales, Orobanchaceae. The record is from the annotation of a GenBank genome assembly.
AUGGGUAAGGAAAAGGUUCACAUCAACAUUGUGGUUAUUGGCCAUGUCGACUCUGGGAAGUCAACCACAACCGGUCACUUGAUCUACAAGCUUGGUGGCAUUGACAAGCGUGUGAUUGAGAGGUUUGAGAAGGAGGCUGCUGAGAUGAACAAGAGGUCAUUCAAGUACGCCUGGGUGCUCGACAAGCUCAAGGCCGAGCGUGAGCGUGGCAUCACCAUUGAUAUUGCUCUCUGGAAAUUCGAGACCACCAAGUACUACUGCACUGAUGGUCAGACGCGUGAGCAUGCUUUGCUUGCUUUUACUCUUGGAGUCAAGCAAAUGAUAUGCUGUUGCAACAAGAUGGAUGCCACCACACCCAAAUACUCCAAGGCUAGGUAUGACGAAAUUGUCAAGGAAGUGUCUUCUUAUCUCAAGAAGGUUGGGUACAAUCCCGACAAAAUCCCUUUCGUGCCCAUUUCUGGAUUUGAAGGUGACAACAUGAUUGAGAGAUCCACUAACCUGGACUGGUACAAGGGUCCGACCCUCUUGGAGGCUCUUGACUUGAUUAAUGAGCCCAAGAGGCCAUCAGACAAGCCUCUCCGUCUUCCCCUUCAGGAUGUCUACAAGAUUGGUGGUAUUGGAACUGUCCCAGUUGGUCGUGUAGAGACAGGUAUCCUCAAGCCUGGUAUGGUGGUGACUUUUGGCCCCUCUGGUCUGACCACUGAAGUUAAGUCUGUUGAGAUGCACCACGAGGCAAUGCAGGAGGCUCUCCCAGGAGAUAAUGUUGGGUUUAACGUGAAGAAUGUUGCUGUUAAGGAUCUCAAGCGUGGUUAUGUUGCCUCGAACUCAAAGGACGAUCCAGCUAAGGAAGCUGCCAACUUCACCUCUCAGAAUAUGAUAUCUUGUUCUGGAGCUAUUGAACUCUACCUUGAUGAAAUUUGUUGUGAGAACUUUGUUUUCGUAAUUCAAAUUACUAUGCUAGACUGUUUCUUUCUCUUGUACUGUAUACUGCCUUGCGUGUUGAGUGCUUGGUCCCGGCAUUGGGUGCUUGAUAGGCGGUGGCAGUGUUUGGGUCAUGGUGUUUUCUGA